CUCCUAGCAACUCGGAACCAGGAUCCUUUUCCUAGCAGGACGAGAAAACCCCAAAAAUCCCCUAGGCUGUGCGGGAUCACUUGUCUGACAGUCUGGACCCGGCUCAAGGUACACAGCUCUCCUCUCACAUCCUGCAGACAGGCAGCGAGUGACAAAGAACAGCUCACUAAAGUUUCCAGCAGCAGCAGCUGUGUGGUGCUGGAGAACUUCACUGGAAGGGCUGCUGAACAGAUCUACCUGGGCUGCGAGAUGUGGCGACGCGCUGAUGACUCGUGCUUGCGCUCUGCCGCUCUCUUGACAUGCGCGGAAGAAUGAGCAGUCGUCUGCUUUGUAAGCCCACCUGUGCGAACUCGAAGAGCUUGUGACAGGCGCAGAUCGGCUGCGGAUCUGAUUGAAGUGUGCAACGCCAAUGCAGAGCUGCUGAAUAAUAGGCUCUUUGUGCGAGGAGAAAAAUGGAAACAGGCUCCGUCUCCAUGCCCAGGCAAUAGCAGCGCUGUAGCUCCGAUGCCCCGGCUGCUCAGAGACAAAUGCUGGCCAUAGAGGAGAAGACUGGGGAGCCUCCUGAUCAACUGGACGAGACGAUAUGCCAGUCAGCUUAUCCCCAGCAACCUGUCACUUUGGAGGUGCCGCCUGGGGUCCCCAACACUGUCACAUUACGCACCCUGCCUUCCCCUAUCAAAGCUUGCCUGCUGUGCACUAUGCUGAGGCCGGUGGCAGCUCCUCACCCUGCGAUUAGCCCUCGCUGUCUUGUCAGUCGGGCUCCCAGCAGCCUGCUGGCUUUCUGGCUGCUCUCUCUUCUCUUGGGACUGUGCCAGUCAGUUGAAAACAAAUGUUCCUCUUCCAAUGCAGCUACAUGCACAAAAUGCCUUGCACUCGGACCAGAAUGUGGAUGGUGUACUCAAGAGGAUUUUAUGGUGGAUUCUGCAGAGAGUGAAAGAUGUGACACUGUUUUUAAUUUAAAGACGAAGGGGUGCCGAGCCCAGCUCAUAGAACAUCCGACCGUUCAGCUGCAGGUGGUUAGCACCAAGGAAGCUAACAGUCAGGUCACUCCAUCAGAAGUUGUUGUCCAUCUUAGACCAGGUGCUAAAGUUAACUUCAUGCUAAGAGUUCAUCGCUUGGACAAAUAUCCACUGGACCUGUAUUAUUUAGUUGAUGUCUCUGCCUCAAUGUCUACCAGUAUAGAAAAACUGAAAUCCAUUGGAUUUGACUUAUCUCAGAAAAUGACUGACUUUUCUCAUGACAUACGAUUUGGAUUUGGAUCAUUUGUAGACAAGCCUGUUUCACCUUAUAUUAGUAUUCAUCCUGACAGAAUAAAGAAUCAGUGCAGAGAUUAUAAAAAGGAUUGCAUACCUCCUCAUGGAUUCAUUAAUGGGCUGUCCUUAACAAACAACAUUACGCAGUUCAUACAAAUUGUUGGUAUGCAGAAGAUCUCUGCGAAUAUUGAUAAUCCAGAAGGUGCCUUUGAUGCUAUGCUGCAGGCAGCUGUUUGUCAUAAAGAUAUUGGCUGGCGAAAGGAAGCAAAACGUUUAAUUAUCUUGAUGACAGAUCAGACUUCUCAUUUAGCACUUGACAGCAAGUUAGCAGGCAUAGUCACUCCAAAUGAUGGCAACUGUCACCUCAAAGACAAUGUUUACACUAGAGCGACAGAUAUGGAACACCCGUCACUGGGUCUGCUUGGCCAAAGAUUAGCCGACAACCACAUCUAUGGGAUGUUUGCUGUACAGGGAAAAGUUUUCGAUUGGUACAAGGACCUCAUGCCGCUGCUGCCAGGAACAAUAGCCAAGCAAUUUGAUGCCACUGCCUCUGACAUCAAUAAUUUGGUGGCUGAGGCUUACAAGGCCCUCGUCUCAGAGAUGAAGAUACAAGUGUAUAAUCCCAUGAAGGGUAUUUCUGUAAAUAUCACUGCAAUCUGUCCAGAUGGAAAUAGACAUUCUGGAGUAGACGGAUGUCACAAUGUAAAAAAUAAUGAUAAGGUUCUAUUUAAUGUAACAAUUACAAUGGACAAUUGUGAUGUAGAAGGCGGACACAACUACAUCAUCCUCAAACCCAUUGGUUUCAAUGAAACCGUAAAAAUAAAGAUACACAGGACUUGCACAUGUCAGUGUAACAGCCCAUUAAGGCAAAAGGAGCAUAAGUGUAUAACUGAGGUCCAUCCGGACUGCCCUGGAGUUCCAUGUAGAGACAGUAACUGUAGCUUGGGAGAAUAUGCGCAUCUGUCAGGAACAUGUAAGCACUCCCCCACCGAACCCGAGUGCAGUGGUCGGGGAAUAUGUCUAUGCGGAAAAUGCUACUGUCAUGAAACCAAACUGGGAAAAAUAUAUGGGAAAUACUGUGAAAUGGAUUACUUUUCUUGUCCAUACAACCAAGGAAAACUGUGUUCAGGUAAUGGGGAAUGUGAAAAUGGCGUUUGUAAAUGCUUCAAUGGCUGGGAAGGUGACCGAUGUCAAUGUUCCUCAUCAAAGAAACACUGUAUGAACACAAAUGGACUUUUAUGCAGUGGUAGGGGGACUUGCAUGUGUGGAAAAUGCGAGUGCACUGAUGACAAAAGCUUUGGACCUUUGUGUCAAUACUGCUAUGGAUGUAGCAAUACUUGUACAGACAACUGGAAUUGUGAGCAAGCUCAACAUUCUUUGAACCGCACUAUCUAUCCAAUUAAUCCUUACAAAACCAAAUGGAACACACUGGUCUAUUAUAUGGAUCAGACUUCAGAAUACUUCUUAGACCCGUGGAACCUGAAGAUAUUUUUUAUUACUUUUAUUGCAACUUUCUUAGUUGGUUUCUUCAUUGUACUUAUAAUAAGAGCUAUUAUUCUGCAAACUGGUAACAGCAAAAGUACCUCUUCAUCUAGUUACAGGGUGCCUACAUCAAUGAAGGAUAAAAAUGGUUUGCACAAUGGAUACUCAAGUACAGUAACCUAUACCCGGGAGAAGCCGGAAGACAUUAUUAUCAGCAAUGGAAGCCUGGCAGUACAUGAAGCAUUAAAAUACAAGUUUGAAGAAAAGACACACGUGUAUUAG
Messenger RNA from Nanorana parkeri, 3017 nucleotides. It is a transcript of the gene ITGB8, whose product is annotated as integrin subunit beta 8. Gene Ontology annotation, molecular function: integrin binding. NCBI's taxonomy places the organism in Eukaryota, Metazoa, Chordata, Amphibia, Anura, Dicroglossidae. Bases 528 to 3017 code for a protein of 829 amino acids. Gene Ontology annotation, biological process: cell adhesion mediated by integrin; cell migration; integrin-mediated signaling pathway. The transcript has 14 exons. Gene Ontology annotation, cellular component: focal adhesion; cell surface; integrin complex. The record is from RefSeq and is a predicted model, not a curated record.